Molecule: messenger RNA, 912 nt
Organism: Hirsutella rhossiliensis
Lineage: Eukaryota; Fungi; Ascomycota; Sordariomycetes; Hypocreales; Ophiocordycipitaceae
Product: NUDIX domain-containing protein
Exons: 2
Coding region: 1-912 (303 amino acids)
Biological process (GO): nucleoside phosphate metabolic process; ribose phosphate metabolic process
Molecular function (GO): ADP-ribose pyrophosphatase activity; ADP-glucose pyrophosphatase activity
Source: RefSeq, a predicted model, not a curated record
AUGAGCAGUCUCCCGCAUCGCCUGCUCGUCACCCUCCGCCAUAGCCGUCCUCCCGUGUCCCUCGCGCAGUCAUCGCAGCGCAGCGUCAUGGCAGCCACCAGCAAGGCCGCGUGGCUGGACCAGAUCCCCAUCAGCCUGCCCGAUGGAAUGUCCCGGGACCAGCUACAGUCGUUUAGGCCGUUUAAUGACUGGUCUUCGACCCUGCAUAAAUCCCUCGGCCUCCAGGCCAACGCCUCGCACCCCUUCCACGCCGACCCCUACGCCUUACGCUCCAUCGACAUCCAGUCCUACGACCGCUUCGGCGGCGGCCGCAUCGGCUUCGUCAAGCUGACCGCCUCCGUGUCCAACGCUGCCGGCGAGAGCCUGCCCGCCGCGGCCCUCCUGCGCGGUCCGACGGUGGCCAUGCUCGUCAUGCUCAUCCCCGACGACGCGCCACCCGGCUCCGACGAGCGCUACGCCGUCCUGACGGUCCAGCCGCGCAUACCCGCCGCCAGCCUGAGCUUCGCCGAGCUGCCGGCCGGCAUGGUGGACGACGCGGGCAGCUUCAAGGGCGCCGCCGCCAAGGAGAUGGAGGAGGAGCUGGGCAUCACCAUCCACGAGGACGACUUGACGUGUCUGAGCGACAUGGCCGGCCCCGCCCCUCAAGACGUCGACGAGGGCCUUGCUGCGGCCAUGUUUCCCAGCGCGGGCGGCUGCGACGAGCACGUCACCCUCUACAGCCACGAGCGGCGCAUCCCCAGGGACCAGCUGCGCGAGUGGAGCGGGCGGCUGACGGGGCUGCGGUCCGAGGGCGAGAAGAUUACCCUCAAGGUCGUGCCCAUGAGGCAUCUCUGGAGAGAGGGUGCGCGGGACGCCAAGGCGCUGGGUGCACUCGCGCUCUGGGAGGGACUGAGGAGAGAGAAGAAGCUGUAG